AAUUUUGUUUUUCUCGCUUCAUGAUUUCUUCUUCUACAAACACUCGGUUAGUUUGAAGUCAGUUCUGAAAAUAAGAAAAUUCAGAAUCACCAAAUAAAUCGAUGGAGCUUUUUGCUUUAUCUUCUCCUCGUAUAACCAGUACAUUACCAUCAUCAUCAAGAAAGUUGUUAACGGGUAAAAGUUCAUUCAUUUCCUCUCUUAACAACAAUUUGAAGAAACACCCAGAUUCCAGAAAUUUCAAAUUUGAUGAUGCCAGAGCUCAAUUAUCAGUGAAAGGAAGUAGGAAAUGCAAUGUUGGGAUUGUAAAGGCAGUUGUUAAACAGGAAAUUCAAUCAAAUGAUGAUGUUGUUUUUGUUGCUGGUGCUACUGGUAAAGUUGGUUCAAGAACUGUAAGGGAGCUAUUAAAGCUAGGAUUUCAAGUAAGAGCAGGUGUGAGAAGUGCCCAGAAAGCAGAUAAACUUGUUAAGAGUGUUCAAGAAAUGAAGCUUGAUGAAGGUGUUGCAGCCGUAGAAAAGCUUAUAAUUGUGGAAUGUGAUUUGGAGAAAGAUGGGAUUAAAGAGGCAAUAGGAAAUGCAUCUGUUGUAAUUUGUUGUAUUGGUGCCAGUGAAAAAGAGGUUUUCGAUGUUACUGGACCAUGUCGCAUUGACUAUAGAGCUACGAAAAGCCUCAUUGAUGCAGCAACAUCUGCACGAGUUGAUCACUUUAUCUUGGUUACCUCUUUGGGGACAAACAAGAUUGGAUUUCCAGCAGCUAUUCUGAAUUUGUUUUGGGGAGUCCUUAUAUGGAAAAGGAAAGCAGAAGAAGCACUUAUAGCAAGUGGACUUCCGUACACUAUAGUGAGGCCAGGAGGAAUGGAAAGACCUACUGAUGCAUACAAGAAAACUCAUAAUAUUACCCUUGCAGAGGGAGAUACUUUAUUUGGUGGUCAAGUAUCUAAUCUUCAGGUUGCAGAACUAAUGGCAUUCAUGGCCAAGAACAGAAGCUUAUCUUACUGUAAAGUGGUGGAAGUAGUUGCGGAGACAACUGCUCCAUUGACUCCCUUGGGAGAUCUUCUUGCUAAAUUACCAUCUGAUAGAGUGGAUACUUCUGCGAAUAAGGAAAAAUUGCAAGAUACACGUCUGCCAGAUCCAGUGCCUUCUCAGAUUAUUGCCCCUGAAGCAAGCAUUGCUGUCGUUGAGAAGGAACCCACCCAAAAGAAAAUGCAGAUAUCAAGGCCUCUCUCUCCUUAUUUCAAAUACGAAAAUUUGAAACCUCCAACAUCUCCUACGCCAACACCUCCACCAUCUUCCAAACCAACCCCCAGCACCACACUUGGUUCAACUAAAGUAGCAGAAGUAGAUACUUUGGAGGCAACAUUGGAAGUAGAUGAUUUGAAAUCACCAACGUCUCCUACUCCUACUUCACCUGGUGAUGUUACGGUUCAAGUAAAUGCCGCUCAAGUGGAAACAGGUACUACCUCUGCAGCCGCCGAAGUUAGUGCUGAAGUGCCAAAAACAAGGCCUCUCUCUCCUUACGCUGUAUAUGAAGAUUUGAAACCACCCACGUCUCCAAGCCCAUUUCAGGCAACUGCUAAUGGAAGAGUUACCAGUGCUACUCUUCCAGUGGAGGCUGCACCACCCUCUACUGAAACAAGUUCUACGGUGGAGACAACACCUGCAGAGGUCACUGAAACAGAAGUCUCACCAAUUAAGACCAAGGAAACAAGUCAUCUUUCACCUUAUUAUGCAUACGAUGACUUGAAACCUCCGACUUCACCAUCUCCAAGUGCACCAGUAUCAUUGUCUUCACAACCCAAAAUGUCCGACGUGCCAGACACCAGCGCAGCUGAAAAUCCAAAAUUGGACGAACCAGUGGUGGAAACAAGUACCAAUGAAACAAAACCAAGACCUCUUUCGCCUUUCACUAUGUAUGAGGAUUUAAAGCCUCCAACUUCCCCGACAAUCGUAUUCAAAUGAGCAUCAUCUUACACACGAACAAUGAAUAAACGGGUUUAUGAGGUAUAUCAUUUGUGUCGGGACUCGGGAGAAAGAAGCAAGCACUUCGAAGCAGUGGAGUGCGUCUAUACGAGUUUUUUUCUUUAGAGUAUUUCGUAUUGUAUCCAUUUGGUUGUUUCAUUUCUGUUUUUCUUAUUAUUCAAACAUUGUUGUCACAUUGGAGCUUUACGGCGAAAUUUGAUUUAUUGGCUGAAAUCACUUUAUGUUGGUUGAA
This is a messenger RNA of Papaver somniferum (opium poppy), 2208 nucleotides long. RefSeq names its product protein TIC 62, chloroplastic-like. The coding region runs from base 102 to 1955 and encodes 617 amino acids. The transcript has 13 exons. Lineage: Eukaryota; Viridiplantae; Streptophyta; Magnoliopsida; Ranunculales; Papaveraceae. The record is from RefSeq and is a predicted model, not a curated record.